ACGACCAUGUAUCGUAGUAUCAGAUCGGCCCUGAAAAAACGAAAUGAAUUAUUUAAAAACUCAUAUGUUAGUGUCGCGUGGAGGAAAAGCGUCAAGUGUUAUCACAGUGAGAGUGGGGUCUAUGGAUAUCGCCCUAAGAAAACAACUUUCUUUGCUGUGUCACAAGAAAAACUGAAUGUUCGUGCCAAAUACAGUAAUUUCCAAAGACUGGUGACUGCUUACAGAGAGCACGCUCACAAGCAAGCAAACAUAGACCCCAUAUCAGUUUUAAGACCAGAGGCUGUGCUUGAAUUAGAUCCACAGAGAUAUGGGCUUGAUCUGAACGAUAUCGUGAAAUUCCGGGGGAUAAUUAACACGAGUAAAUCGGAGGGAACUGUUAGAGAGGCUGUAGACAUUCUCAAUGAACUCUACAUCCGUGAAAUUGGAGCUGAAUUCAGCCAUUUGGAGAGCCUGGAAGAGAGGGAAUGGUUCGCUGAGAGCUUUGAGAAGACUAGUACAGAAGAACUGGAUGAUGGAACAAAGAGGGCUAUCGCUACUGAAAUGUUGAAGAGCCAGGCUUUCGAUAACUUCUUGAAGAUUAAGUUUGUUUCUUUUAAGAGAUAUGCGGGAGAAGGGGCGGAAGCUAUGAUGGCGUUCGUCCAUGAAUUCUUCAAGUUAUCUGCAAAUGACGGAAUUGAGCAAAUUGUGUUGGCGAUGCCCCACCGCGGCCGUUUGAAUUUCCUCACUGGAAUGCUUCAGUUCCCUCCAGAGAAGCUAUUCCGCAAAUUAAGAGGGCUUCCAGAGUUCCCUGAUGAUGUAAAGGCCACUGGGGAUGUUGCCAGCCACUUCGUGUCCUCUGUUGAUCUCGACGUGAACAGAAAGAAGCUACAUGUGACUAUGUUGUAUAAUCCCUCUCAUCUCGAGGCUGUGAAUCCAGUGUCCAUGGGGAAAACUCGGGGAAUUAUGCAGAGUGUUAACGAUGGAGAUUAUGCAGAGGAUGGCAAGAGUAGGUGGAGUGAUAAAGUAUUGAAUCUACAGAUCCACGGAGACGCAGCUUAUGCUGGGCAAGGAGUAAACCAAGAGUCAUUAGCCCUUAGUGCAGUCCCCCACUUCGAAAUCGGUGGAACUGUCCAUUUGGUCGUCAAUAAUCAAUUGGGCUUCACUACGCCUGCAAGAAGAGGAAGGUCUUCGAGAUAUUGUACAGACAUUGCGAAAUCGAUCUCUGCGCCAGUAUUACAUGUCAAUGGUGACUAUCCGGAGAUGGUUGUAAGAGCAACGAGGAUAGCCUUCGCCUACCAGAGAAAAUUCCGAAAAGACGUAUUCAUCGACAUGAACUGCUUCAGACGGUGGGGACACAACGAACUCGACGACCCCACCUUCACAAACCCAAUUCUCUACAAAUUAAUUCAGAAUCGAGCAUCAGUUCCGGAUUUGUACAAAGCAAAAUUAGAAGACUCUGGAGUUCUCACUAAGAGUACAACCGAGGAAAUUGUCUCGAAUCACACAAAUUUCCUAGGGAAUGCUUUGAAGCAAGUGGAUAAUUACAUUCCUCAGCCCUCGUAUUUCACCCAUAGAUGGGCAGGGUUUCAGCAGGCGCAGUCGAGUCUCACUUCCUGGGACACUGGAGUGGAUCUUGGACUGCUAAAAUAUGUAGCCAGCAGGAGUGUAAAGGUCCAGGAUGACCUGGACAUCCACCCUCAGGUGAUGAAGAGCCAUGUUCAGGGAAGAUUGAAGAAGUUGGAAAGUGGGGAACAUCUGGACUGGUCGACUGCUGAAACCGCAGCCUUUGGGAGCCUUUUGUAUCAGGGAUACAACGUCAGGAUCAGUGGACAGGAUGUGGGGAGGGGGACUUUCUCGCAGAGGCAUGCCAUGAUUGUCAAUCAAUCCACAGGAGAAAUGUUCAUUCCAUUAAACUCAAUGGUUGAGGGACAAACCGGAAAAAUUGAACUGGCAAAUAGUAUUUUAUCCGAGGAAGCAGUACUUGGUUACGAGUACGGAAUAAGCAUCGCCUCCCCCAUGACCCUGACAAUUUGGGAAGCUCAAUUCGGAGAUUUCUUCAAUGGUGCUCAAAUCAUAAUAGACACAUUUGUAACGAGUGGAGAAACCAAGUGGAUGACAAGCAGUGGUCUGACGAUGCUUCUACCCCACGGAUGGGACGGAGCGGGACCUGAUCACACCUCCGGUCGUGUGGAACGAUUUCUCCAACUCACUGACAGCAAAGAGAACGCUCCUGACGGAGAUGAUGUUAAUUUCCAAGUCGUUAACCCAACAACUCCAGCACAAUAUUUCCAUCUACUGAGACGGCAGAUGGUAAGGAACUUCAGGAAGCCUUUGGUCGUUGUGGCGCCUAAAAUACUUCUUCGACAUGCUUCAGCUACUUCGUCACUCGGCGAAAUGGGACCGAACACGAGCUUCGAAAAUGUCAUUGCUGACAAUUUCCCAGACCCUUCAAAAGUCCAAAAGGUAAUAUUAGUAUCCGGAAAGCACUUCUACGCCCUGGAAAAACAACGAGAGCUUCAAAACGCGAAUAACGUAGCCAUAAUUAGAGUAGAGAGCCUCUGCCCAUUUCCCCUCUUAGAUCUGAACCACGAGCUUCAAAAAUAUCCUCACGCUAAGACUUUUAUUUGGAGUCAAGAGGAGCCGCAGAACAUGGGUGCCUGGAGCUUCGUAAAACCGCGAUUCGAGAAUUUAUGCGGUCGUCGACUUAAGUAUUGCGGUCGUGAGUCAUCACCAACACCAGCAGUUGGUGUAGCGCAACAGCAUCAACGAGAGGCGUUAGAAGUUGUCGUAAAACCCUUUACCAUGAAGUAAAAGAAAUAAUUGUGUAAAUAUGAUAAUAAAGAAUUAUUUUUUAACAGUUGACUCUUUCUGACUGUCAAAUCUUCGAUGCUCGUUCGUUAUAAGGGUUUUCAGUUCAUCCUGAAACAUAAAAUGAGAAAUGAGAAAUUUCAUGAAUUUUUGUUGAUUCUAUAAAUAAAUUUAAUAAAGAAAUUGCGAAAUAAGA
This is a messenger RNA of Diachasma alloeum, 2983 nucleotides long. Its product is annotated as probable 2-oxoglutarate dehydrogenase E1 component DHKTD1 homolog, mitochondrial. The transcript is spliced from 9 exons. Gene Ontology annotation, molecular function: oxoglutarate dehydrogenase (succinyl-transferring) activity; thiamine pyrophosphate binding. Lineage: Eukaryota; Metazoa; Arthropoda; Insecta; Hymenoptera; Braconidae. The record is from RefSeq and is a predicted model, not a curated record. Gene Ontology annotation, biological process: tricarboxylic acid cycle. Bases 7 to 2790 code for a protein of 927 amino acids.